AUGGAUAUGAAAAACUUUCAAGUUUUCGUCUUACUUCUAGUUUUGACCAAUGGUAAGUAGUGUACGUUCCGCUCAAUCUAUGUAUUAAGUUUAAAGAUUUUUCCGUUUAUAGUUUUGUAAAAAUUUUGACUAAAACUGUGAAUUUCAGUUGUUUCAGUUGAAUUUCAGUUGUUUCAGUUGAAUUUCAGUUGUUUCAGUUGAAUUUCAAUUGUUUCAGCUGAAUUUCAGUUUUUUCAGUUGAAUUUCAGUUGUUUCAGUUGAGUUUCAGUUGAUGUGUUCCGGUAAAUAACUUUUUUGAAGUGUUGUUCGCUUUGGAGAAUGAGGAAGCUGCAUCUGAACACACUAAAGCAGAGUCGAAGCUAGACGUCAUAAUAAAGCUGUUAAAAAGAGGUAUUAUCGACAUGUAUUGAGAUCUAAGUCAAUUAAAUACAGGAGCAGAAAAACCAGCGGGGAUUUCGGAGCUUGACAGAAAAAAAAGAAGAAGCAGCAGCAAGAAGAACAAAGGCCGGAAAGUGGGAAAGAAAUGA
Caenorhabditis sp. 36 PRJEB53466 is the source of this 527-nucleotide messenger RNA. Lineage: Eukaryota; Metazoa; Nematoda; Chromadorea; Rhabditida; Rhabditidae. The record is from the annotation of a GenBank genome assembly.